This is a messenger RNA of Daldinia decipiens, 505 nucleotides long. RefSeq names its product glycosyl hydrolases family 31-domain-containing protein. The record is from RefSeq and is a predicted model, not a curated record. Gene Ontology annotation, biological process: carbohydrate metabolic process. Lineage: Eukaryota; Fungi; Ascomycota; Sordariomycetes; Xylariales; Hypoxylaceae. Gene Ontology annotation, molecular function: hydrolase activity, hydrolyzing O-glycosyl compounds. The transcript has 2 exons. The coding region runs from base 1 to 480 and encodes 159 amino acids.
AUGUCUACCUUAGAGUACAACAUCAUCGGCGGUGUACUGGAUUUCUAUUUCUUAGCCGGGUCUAGUCCUUCUGAAGUUAGUCGACAGUAUGCUGAAGUUGUGGGCUUACCUGCUAUGAUGUCUUACUGGACCUUUGGUUUCCAUCAGUGCAAGUAUGGGUAUUGUGAUGUCAAUUAUGCGGUCGAAGUUGUUGCGAGCUAUUCUACGGCAAAUAUCCCCCUCGAGACGCUAUGGGGCGAUAUCGAUUAUAUGGAUCUCCGGCAGGUUUCUACUGAAUUUCCGGAGCGGUUUCCUUUACAUAAAAUAGGCGAGGACAAAAGCGCUUUCCUCCAAGCUGAUGAUGGAUCAAACUAUCGCGGAGUGUAUUGGGUUGGUGAGGUUGUAGUAGAGAGUGUGGUGGUUCUCGGCGGCAAGAAGCCGGUUACUCUGAAGGGACCGUGGUCUCUUGAUGGGCCAUUUGAAGUUGCAUUCCAAUCUUGAGCCGAAUCUUGAAAGAGUUUCGAGU